Molecule: messenger RNA, 2556 nt
Organism: Clunio marinus
Lineage: Eukaryota; Metazoa; Arthropoda; Insecta; Diptera; Chironomidae
Source: the annotation of a GenBank genome assembly
GAGGGGCUCAGAAAUCACAACUUUUCGUCUCGUAAGAAAAUAAACCUAAAUUUUAUUUUCAAUUGCUAAGCCACAUUAACAGCAGAAUGAACUAAGUGAUAAGAUGUUUGAAAAUAGAGAUUAUAUUUCGUUGUCAGUGUCGGACGAUUCUGUGCGUAAAAAAAGCUUUAAAAGGCAAUGGAAUCAACUGUCAAGAUUUCAAAAAAAUCUUCUCCUGGUGAUUAUAUGUGCGGCCAUUGUCACAAUCGUUGUGUUAAUUCAAGGCCAAGACAAGUUAAAUCUCUUCAGAUCUUCAACCCCAUCAGACCAUAUCAUUAAAGUUAAUGAAAAAAUAAACAUUGUUCCAUUAAAAGAUGGUUUUCCAUCAAUAUUCCCACAACAAUUUCAACAGGAAGAUGAUCAACUUCCAAUACCUGGAGAGUGGGAUGAGUUUGACAAAGUUCGUCCAAUGAAUGAAGGAGCUGACAAAUUAAUCACCAACAAAGUGAAGAAAAACCUCGACAAUCCAGAUAAAACUGAUGAGAGUAACACUGACCAUGACAAUCAGAAAAAAUCUCAUAUUCGACCAAAAGAUAUUCAAAAUCAAAUUCAAGAAACAAAUACUCAAUUGAAUUUUAAGGGUCCUACGAAUGAAAGGCAGCGAGCUGUUGUUGCUGCUAUCAAACACUCAUGGACGGGUUAUCGAAACUUUGCAUGGGGACACGAUAAUCUUAAACCAAUAGCGCAAUCAUACAGCGAUUGGUUUGGGCUGGGACUACAAAUUAUUGAUGCUUUAGACACGCUAUACAUUGCAGACAUGCAAGAAGAAUAUGACGAAGCGAAACGUUGGGUUGAGUCAUCAUUAAAGCUCGAUAUAAAUCGCGAUGUUAAUCUUUUUGAAACAACAAUCCGUGUUCUCGGUGGACUCUUGUCAAUCUAUCAUCUUACAGGUGAAGAUGUUUUCCUAUCAAAAGCUAUUGAUUUAGGGAAUCGAAUGAUGCCGUGUUUUGAUUCUCCUUCGUCCAUUCCAUAUUCGGAUGUUAAUCUUGAAAGUAUGAAAGCACAUGCACCGAAAUGGUCACCAGAUUCGUCGACGAGUGAAGUCACAACAAUUCAAUUAGAGUUUCGAGAUUUAUCUCGAGUGUCCAACGAUCCUUCUUAUGAAGCUGCUGCUGCUAAAGUCAGUGAAAAAGUUCAUAAUCUUCCAAAGACAGAUGGACUCGUUCCCAUCUUCAUAAACGCCAACACUGGGACCUUCAGAAAUUUCGCAACAAUUUCGCUUGGUGCACGAGGCGACUCAUAUUACGAAUAUUUAUUGAAGCAAUGGCUUCAAACUGGGAAAAAAGAAAAUAAUUAUCUUAUCGAAGAUUAUCAAGAAGCGAUAGCUGGCGUUAUUAAACAUUUGAGACGUGAAACUCCCAACGAACAUCACGUGUAUGUCGGUGAAUUGAUAAGCGGAAAAGAUUUCAAACCAAAAAUGGAUCACUUGACAUGUUAUUUACCUGGAACAUUGUUGCUUGGCUAUAAGAAUGGAAUGCCUCAAUCUCAUCUAACAUUAGCCAAUGAUUUGCUUGAGACUUGUUAUCAAAUCUACAUGAAACAACCGACACAUUUGUCACCUGAAAUUGCUUACUUCAAUUUGGAAGGUGAAAGUUCGACAGAUAUUUAUGUGAAAGCAAAUGACGCACAUAAUUUGCUUCGUCCGGAGUUUGUUGAAAGUUUGUAUUACUUUUAUGCACUAACUGGCAAUAAGACGUAUCAAGACAUGGGCUGGACGAUUUUUCAAGCGUUUGAAAAGUACACGAAAGUGACGCACGGCUACACGUCCAUUGGUAAUGUUAAAACGCCUUUGAACCUUCGACCUAAAGAUAUGAUGGAGACAUUUUGGCUUGGCGAGACACUUAAAUACUUCUACUUGUUGUUUAGUGACGAUCGAAAUGAAAUCGACUUGGAGAAGUUCGUUUUUAACACAGAAGCACAUUUAAUACCAAUACGAGACCACAGUUAAUUUGGAACAAUACGCUUAGUGAAUAUUUGAAUGUUAAUUUAUUAUUAUGAAUGUUCUGGAUCAGCAUAGAAUAAUUAAUUUUUUUAAAUCUUUAUUUAACCACAUUGUGAUUAAUUAAGCUCGACUUUGAAAUCUGCAUGAAAGGAACAAAAAUGUUAUCUUGAUGUUUAAGAUGCGCUAAGACAAAACAUAAUUAAGGAAAGAAUUUUACCAAAAUAGCUUUGUAUUAAUUCAUUAGUUAUUAAUUUAAAGAAAAUAUUUGAAUUAAAAUACAAAACUCAAUGAUCAAUGUCGUUUAGAGGCGAAUUAACAUUCUUUAGUUGGGCCUAAUUUACCUCGAUGAUAUUUUCUGAUAGCAUUAUGAACGAACAACGUUUAGUUAGUUUAAUAUUCGAGUUAUUGAGGGCAUUUCUCUAAUUAAUUAAUAAGUGACUUGAUAAUUUAAUUCUAUAAAUUUCUCGCUACGAAUACAUUUAAGAACUUUUUUUCUUUUUCUAUUGUAAUAAAAUAAAAUCAAACUCUAGUCUUGAGGUUGACGAUUUUGUAAGUAAAUAAAAUGACUUGAAACU